Melampsora larici-populina 98AG31 is the source of this 216-nucleotide messenger RNA. RefSeq lists its product as uncharacterized. NCBI's taxonomy places the organism in Eukaryota, Fungi, Basidiomycota, Pucciniomycetes, Pucciniales, Melampsoraceae. The record is from RefSeq and is a predicted model, not a curated record. The coding region runs from base 1 to 216 and encodes 71 amino acids. The transcript has 3 exons.
AUGGGAAUUUUAGGUGCCAAGAUUGUAAGUAAAAGGAAAUGUAAAAGCGCGGAAAGUUUGUACAGACAUGCUACAUCUUGCACUCAUGCACGAGGAGCACUCUCUCUAAAUUGCCGGUAUUGUCAGCGACCUUACACUUAUCUUGGUUACCUUCAUAAACAUGAAUUGGAAUGCGCGCAAACCAUCAUGGCCAGAAGAGGCGAUCAAUUUCGAUGA